CCGGCCCGGCCGUGGCUGAGCGGGAGAGCGGCGGCCCCGGCGGACGGAGCCCCGCGGGCACCAUGAGCGGUUCACAGAACAAUGACACUAAAAGACAGUUUCUUCUAGAACGGCUGCUGGAUGCAGUUAAACAGUGUCAAAUACGGUUUGGAGGAAGAAAAGAAAUUGCUUCAGACUCUGAUAGCAGAGUGACUUGUUUGUGUGCUCAGUUUGAAGCUGUGUUGCAGCACGGCCUGAGGAGGAGCCGAGGACUGGCAUUAACAGCAGCAGCAAUCAAGCAGGCAGCAGGUUUCUCCAGUAAAACUGAAACAGAGCCAGUGUUCUGGUACUAUGUGAAGGAGGUUCUGAACAGACACGAGCUGCAGCGCUUUUACUCUCUGAGGGCCAUCACCUCAGAUAUUGGCAGAGGCCGGGCCUGGCUGCGCUGUGCACUGAAUGAACAUUCCCUGGAAAGAUACGUUCAUAUGCUGCUGGCAGACAAGACUCGACUCAGUGUCUUCUAUGAAGACUGGUCUUUUAUGAUGGAUGAAGAACGUUCCAGUAUGAUCCCUACAAUGGCAGCUGGUCUGAACUCCAUCCUUUUUGCCAUCAACAUUGACAAUAAGGAUUUAAAUGGGCAGAGCAAGUGCACGCCCACCGUGUCUGAUUUGUUAAAGGAAUCCACACAAAAUGUGACUUCGUUGUUGAAGGAAUCGACGCAGGGUGUGAGCAGCCUCCUGCGGGAGAUCACUGCUUCCUCUGCUGUCUCCAUCCUCAUCAAACCUGACCCAGACACUGACCCCCUUCCUGUUCUGCCCCGCAGUGUAAAUGCUGAUUUGAGAUAUAAAAAAGAUCGAAAAAAGAAGAAGAGAGUGACCAAUAUUAUCUCAUUUGAUGAAGAGGAAGAUGAGCAAAAUUUGGGGGAUUCUACAAAGACUCUGAUUACAGGAGAAAGCUCAGAGGAGAGCGUAGACAGAUCCUCAGUCCUUGCAUUGUCCUCAUCUGAAAGCACUCUUGGAAAAAAUUUGAACGGGAAUGAAAGUAACAGUUCGUGGAAGAGCAAUUCAUUGCCUCGUUCCCUCAUGAAUGGAGAGUACGAGUACCAGAAACUGGAUGUGAAGAGCAUUGAUGAUGAAGAUGCAGAUGAGGAUGAGCUGUAUGGAAAAACAUUAGGAAAUAAAGGCACAGAAGGUGAAACUGAAGCUUCUGAAAAGACUCAUGAAAUAGGCACUUGCAACUCUCAGAUAUGCAGUUGGACUCCUCUGCAGGUCCUCAAUGAUGACUCAGAUGUGCUGUUCCCUGUCAGUGCUGUUGGCUCUUACUCCCAGACAGAUAACUUGGAGAAUGGAGAGGGGCAUGAACAUGUUGUUCAUCCAGUAGAACUGGUUCCCAGAAGAUCUGAUCUCCCUUACAGAGUGGAAGUCAGUCCUCCAGCACAAGUGAAUACUUUAAGCAGUAUGUUGCCUUCAGCCACUGUGCCAGAAUCCAUGACAAUUAAUGAACUUCGUCAAGCUAUCGUGGCCAUGAUGAAUAGGAAGGAUGAACUGGAAGAGCAGAACAGAUCCCUGCGAAAUCUGCUGGAUGCAGAGAUGGAGCUCUCAGCAGCACUGAGGCAGGAGAUGGACAACUGGAGAAGGAAAGUAGCAGAGCAGGAAGAGCGACACGCCACCAAAGUCCAGGCCUUGGCACGAGAAAAUGAGGUGCUAAAAGUGCAACUUAAGAAGUAUGUAGGAGCUGUGCAGAUGCUCAGACGAGAAGGUCAAACAGUGGAAGUUCUGCCAAACAUUUGGAGCACUGAUGGUGAAUUUACGAUUCCAGAGCAAAAGCAAGUAGAGAACAACGAGGAACUCGCCAGCUCUUAUGAAAGAAAAUUGAUUGAGGUGGCCGAAAUGCACGGGGAGCUGAUUGAAUUCAAUGAGAGGCUGCACCGUGCCCUGAUGGCUAAGGAAGCUCUCGUGUCCCAGAUGAGACAAGAACUAAUUGAUUUGAGAGGCCCAGUCCCUGGAGAUUUGAGUCAAACAUCCGAAGAUCAGAGUUUGUCAGAUUUUGAAAUAUCAAAUCGUGCUCUUAUUAAUGUUUGGAUUCCCUCAGUCUUUCUGCGUGGAAAAGCUGCUAAUGCAUUCCAUGUUUAUCAGGUUUAUAUCAGGAUAAAGGAUGAUGAAUGGAAUGUUUAUCGAAGAUAUGCAGAGUUCAGAAGCUUGCAUCAUAAAUUACAGAGUAAAUACCAGCAAGUGAGGACUUUUAACUUUCCACCUAAAAAGGCCAUUGGAAACAAGGAUGCAAAGUUUGUAGAAGAGCGACGCAAGCAGCUACAAAAUUACCUAAGGAACGUAAUGAACAAAAUUAUUCAAACUGUGCCAGAAUUCACAGCCAAUCCCAAAAAAGAGACACUUAUUCAGCUGAUGCCCUUUUUUGUUGAUAUUCCACCUUCUGGAGAGCCAGUGAGCAAAGGCAAUCGCUCGAGGGUGACCCCGCGCUUCCCCAAACUGUCCCGCAGCCACCAAAGGGAGCCCCGGAGCCUGGAACCCCAGAGUGGGGAUCUCUGACCCUUUUUCCUAGUUGUGAACACGGGCACCACGUACUUUAAGUUGUUCUGAGAUUCCUUCCUAGCCUAUAUUUAUAAUUUAAGCUCCUGAAGAGACUACAGCUGCAUCAACUUAAAUCCUAAAAAGAGACAUUCAUUGCCAAGGGUCAUAUCCUGAUUAACUACUUUGGAAGGCAGUAAUCACUUUCUCAAAAGAAUACGAGGGCUCUUCACCAGAGCUCAGCAAACUGAUGGCAUUUUCUUUGUUUUGUAAAGCUGCACUGCACAUAUUCUCCUUUGUUCCCCUGAAGUCCUUCUUUUACAAUGAAUUCCUUGUUUGUAUUAUGUUGUCUCCCUUUUAACAUGUACAUUUUUCUGUUCCAGAGAGACAUGGGUAUCAUGUCAAGACAAUUUUUUUUUUUCCUUAGGAGAACGGUUAUGAUUAUCACUACUUAAUAGGUCAGAAGGAUGUGCUUAAAAGAACCUCACUAAUUUAUUACCUUUUGUAAAUAGAAGGACUGGGUUGUUUUGGUUUUUUUUUUAUUGUAAACCUCUGACACGCAAAGGUUUUUUAAAAAACUUGACAAUGUAGAUGAUGAGAAAAACAUUACAGGUGGAAAAAUAGCUUUUGUACAUUUCUAGUUAGAUAUUGUCAAUAGCUUUCAUUUGUGGGAAGUAUUCUUUAAAAUCAGAAUGUAAUAAUUUUUUAGUAAAAUUUCAGUCCUGCUGGAAGGCAGGUGCAAUAUUAUUAAUUUUUACAAACCACUGCAAGGAUACACAAAAUUAGCAUGGUGCAAAAUAGCGCUUUCAAGUCUUGGGUUAUAUUUUGUUAUCAGUUUGUUGCUGAUGUUACAGAAUAGUCCAUCAUUAAUCUGAUUUUGUAAAACUCUUCCCAUAGUGAUACUUAAAAAUUGCCUGUAAUGAAAGUGCCUGUUACCCAUCACCUCUUAUUGAAAAGUAAUUUGUAAUGCUACUACUGUAAGAGUGACUAAAAUAUUGACAAGAAUUAUUACAAGUGAUGGAAGUCCUGACAUGGAUUAACUGGAAUCCAGUUCAGUAUCCAUUAGUUGCACUGCCGUAGGCAGUUAAUUAUGUUUUAGCUAUCUUCUUCUCUUCAUUAAGUUUAAGUAGUAUACGUUCAAAUUUUCCAUUAAUUGUGUUCUGGUUUUCCUUUGUGUAAGAAUAUCUUUCUUCUCCGAAGUUUUUUUGGAUAAUGUUACUUAAAUUGAUGUAUCUUGUCAUUUUAUUAUCCAUUCAUUAUAUUAAAUUCUCACGUCAGUAGAUACUAAAACCUUAUAUCAUUCUCCAGGAAAAAACCAAGCUGAUGAUUAAUAACAGGUUUUUUUACCUCACUGGUUUACUGAAGUUCUGGCAAACUGGAACUUGUGUUCUGCAAACCUGUGACCACUGUGUGUCGUUCAGGCAGGUGAGUGGUCCAGUCAUUUUUGGUGGCACUUCCUGAGUGAGUAGAGUUUGUUACACACAGUGAGGAGCAUCAGUGCCUGAGUAUGACCCCAAGUGCUGGAUUCCUACCACUGAAAUAUGUAGCUCUCAGAUUGCACUGAAUAGCAAACUGUGGCAGAGAGGAGUGGAAUUCACUCCUCAGGUUAGAAAUUUCCGUAGGUGAAAUACCACAAAGUAAAAUCAUGUCACAGAAAUGAAACAAGAUUUUUCAGUCAGUAAGAAUCCCAAAAUAGAUAAAUAACAAAGCCCAAAGGGCAGCCUGUGAACAAGUGGGUUUGUUUUCAUUAACAGAUGAAUUACUGUUGGUGUUUUGUGUAAGUUACAGUGGGACACUUAUUUGAGAAGAAGGCGAAGUGAGUAGUUUGUCAGUUAAGUAGCUUCUCCAAACUCUUUAGUCUGAUGCACUGCUGCUGGUUUAGUUUGUUGGAAAGAGAAGUAGCUGUAAUGAUGGUCCCACUUUGAAACAAUUCUAUUUUUCAGAAAGUGUAGACUUGGUUAAUAGAAACAUGGCAUACAUCUAUUAACACUGAAUUGCAAGUAAACCUGAAAGAAAACACUGUGUGGUAACCUUUGUGAUGUAUCUGUCACAUGGAGAUAUAUUAAUUUUCAGGAAGUAAUUCACAGAUUCAAAUACUUCUUAAUCAGAAAGCUGAAAAUGAUAAGAAAUCUCAUUUAGCACAGACUGAAUUUUUUUUUAAUUGUUUAAAAGGAAUUGUUUGUAUCUGCAUUUGGCUCUUAAAAUUAUUUCAUCCCUGAUUGUCUUGCUUCUUGUAAUUUUUAAUGUAUGUAUGUAGAUCACAUAAAAAUACUGAACUUGUUUACCAUGUACAAAUUGCUCUUUGUUAACUGUGGCUGAACUGGGUAUCAGCUCCCAAGAUUACAGUCUGCAAACAAUGUUCACUUGGUGAUACAAGAUACUGUAAUGGGGGCAUUACUAAUCCAUUUAAAAGCUCAGCUGUGGUUUCUCUAAAAUCCCAGAAAAUAAUCAAAUGAAAGCCUUUCUUCAUAAGGUAGCUUUCCCACUUCAUAGCCCUGGUUAUUUUGAAGAUCAGUGAGGUACCUGUACGAAUGCAAGUAGGUGCCUAGUGACAGGAAUGCCCAAAUUUUUAGCACCUCAGGACAUUCUGAUAUGCUCUUAAAGGGAAUCUGUUGCAAAUCCCACUUCUGAUAAUUCACCAGAAUCAGCAAAGUCUGUUAAGAAGGUUGACCAGCUGGGAUUAAGAAUGCCAAGGAGUUCUGUUAUUCUAAUAAAAUACCUGUAAGUGUAACAAUUAUUCCAUCACUUGAAUGAUUUGAUCAGUUUAUCCUGUGUCAACUUCCUUUGGCACUGGCUCAAAGCUCUGAAACCCCUGUAUGUGCUCAGUGAGUUGAUGGGUUCGAUCAUUUUUGUUGGUGCUGUAAUCCCAGGACAGAGUCCGGGCCCUGGAGCUGUUCCUGCCAGCCCUGGGCUGUGGCCUGGCACAAGGCAGUGGAGAGGAAUUUGUGGUAUCAUUUGCAUUUCAUUCCUGCUUCAUCUUUAGAUGUAUUGGGUCUCCAGGGCUUCUCAUCAGUGACUAUUGAAAAUAAACUGUAAAAAGCGGCACAACUUUUACUGUAAUGCUCUUGUCCAAUCACAUGGGAAAUGAACGUUUUCCUGAGAAACACAGAGCAGGCAAAGCUCUUCCAGCUUUUGCAGAUGUGUGUAUCAGUAUUCAUCACAGACUGAGUGUGGUUUUUCAGAGUCUCAUUUAUUUAGAGAUUCUGUCAUUCAUUAUAGCAUUGUGUCGACUUGGCUUUUGCAAAUUAAAUCAAAGUUCUCAAUAGUAAUAAUAAAUUUCCAACGUUUAUAUGAGGCAGGAUAUUGGCAUAGUUAUAAAGGCUUAAAUUGAUAUGUCCAUUAAGUCAUAUAUUCUUAGGAAGAUAAUAAUUUCAAAGCCAGUCUUUUUUAUGGAAUAUAUUGUUGGUGUGAUAGUUGUAAUCAAAUUAUAAUACCUUGCAGAAUUUACUGCAAGUCAUAAACCAUUGAGAUUGGAUUAAUACAAGUAUUUAGAGAAAGAACAUCAUGGUAAUAAAGAUUACUGGCUCAAAAUUGUGACCUAUUGCUAAGGUGCUUUUUAUUUUUUUUGUUACAAAGUCAUGUUUUAUUGUACAGAACAAUAUCUGCAUGGUAGCUGUCAAAUUAAUUAAUAAGAACCUACUAACAAAUGGGGUUGACUGACUCAGAGCAGCCAGCUAAUAAUAAAUGAGACUUGGUGAACCCCCAGUGAACUAAUGAUACUUCUGUCAGGAUGUAUUAAUGGGUUAAGAAUAUGAUCUUUUGUUACCAGAAUCAGUUAUUGGUGCUUUCACAUAUGGAUGUCAUUCCUUUUCCUCCAGGGAUCUCAGUGCUGCUCCAAGUUCCAUGCUGUUCCCAAGGUUCCACCCUGCUACUCCAAAACAUUUUUCAUCUAAUGCCUUGGAAUUCUGAGCACAGAUAAUAUAUACCUGUGGAUAGAAAUACAGUUACUUGCUUGAAAUUACAGUGAGAAACCUGUGGAAAAGUGUUUAAAAGAAAGAAAAAAAGUACUUCUUGACCAAAUUGUGCUGCUCUAUGCCCUUGCAAAUCUUGGGAACAGCACUGGGCUCUUCCAGCUGGAACUCUAGGAUAUAUGGAAAGAAACCUAUUUAACAUGAGAAUACAACUUUCUCCUUGGAAACAAUGAUAAUACUUCUGUAUUGGAUCUUGAGUCACUUCUAGAAAAGUGAUUUAACAGCUCAAGAAAGUGAAGAAUUUCUCUCCUUCACUCUCUAUGGGUAAGGGUGUUUGAGUCAGCACCCUGCUCCACCUGGGAUAUUCACUUGAUGAUGAUUUUGUCAUUUCAGUAGUUUCUUAGCCUUUUGUAUGCAAAGAAACACUUCACUGUAUGAAAUUAUCUAUAUGAAUUAUAGAAUAUGUUUAAAAAUACCAGUUAACCUGCUUCGUGUUUCACAUAUUGAAUGGAAGAUAAAACACUUGUUCUACACAGUGGUCUGACACUGUACAUUGAAUUUAUUUCUUAUUCUGCACUAAUUGUGCUUUUAUGGUCCAGUUAUAGAGAACUUAGAUUAUUUAUAAAAUUUCUUUAACAAAAAUAAUCAGAGCAUACUUCUAAACAAUAAUAAUGGCUUAGUUUUUGGUUCAUAAUGGCAUGAAUUUAUACUGGACAACAGCACUGAAAUGUUUAGAGAGGAAUGAAUGUUCCAGAUUUACAAAUUUCUGCAAACACCUGGACUUAAAAAAACCCAACGUUGUUUUUUAUUGCAUCAAAACAAGUUUAUUGCACUUCCACGUAGGGAAAUCAGUUCCUUUAACAAGAUUUCAGAAAUUAUUUCCAUGCCAUGACAGUGGUUAAACUGUGAUGAGUGGUUUUCUUAUUAAUCAUUUAAGACACUAAAAAUGAUCAAACUGUAAGUGUGGUUGAAAAUACAGUUCUGAAAGGCUGUGCUUUCUUUCUCACUUAACACUGAGAUAAAUAAGUGUCUUAUGUAUGGGACAAAACCUGUUGGCAACUGAAGAAGCUGGAUUUCCCUUUUUACUUGGGGAGGGAAUAUUUUUGUUCUUCCUGUUAAACUGUAGAAAAUAUAGUAUUAAUUCUUAAACAUAUAUAUGUACAGUAUUCACAUAAGUAUUAAUAAACUGUAAUAUUAUUUUAACUCGUUAUGCUAAUGUUUACAUUAUAGAAUUUUUAAGCAAAUGUGUAUAUAUAAAAUUUUCUAAAUACUUUCUUGGUUUUUUUUAUUAUUAUUAUUAAAUAUCCUGUGGUAAUUUUAUUGUAAUCUGGUUAAAAAUAUGCUACUUUACCAAGAAGAAAAUAAAAAAUAACA
Messenger RNA from Chiroxiphia lanceolata (lance-tailed manakin), 7789 nucleotides. RefSeq names its product sorting nexin 29 (gene SNX29). The coding region runs from base 63 to 2525 and encodes 820 amino acids. The record is from RefSeq and is a predicted model, not a curated record. The transcript is spliced from 21 exons. Gene Ontology annotation, molecular function: phosphatidylinositol binding. Lineage: Eukaryota; Metazoa; Chordata; Aves; Passeriformes; Pipridae.